Molecule: messenger RNA, 5772 nt
Organism: Glarea lozoyensis ATCC 20868
Lineage: Eukaryota; Fungi; Ascomycota; Leotiomycetes; Helotiales; Helotiaceae
Exons: 1
Coding region: 1-5772 (1923 amino acids)
Biological process (GO): telomere maintenance
Cellular component (GO): nucleus
Source: RefSeq, a predicted model, not a curated record
AUGGGAGAGCCAUCCAUAUUCAGGACAUCAAUUCCUACUCUCACAGCCAGACCUCCCACGCCGCCUCGCGAAUCGAAUCGUAACGAGAAGAGACCUGGUCUCAUAGAAAGAAUCUUUGGUGGAUCACCCAAACCAGCGCUUGCGUCGAACAUAACCCCUGAGUCGUCUGCGGAAUCGCCCAUUGCAUCACCAAGUUUGUCGACACGGAAGAAGGUUGGAUGGUCAGAUUCAACACAGUACAGUGACAGCCCUAGUGCUGAGCAGGGUCGACUGCGUCUCUUGCCAUUGCCUCCCUCUGCUGAACGAAAAUCCUCGAAAUCGAUACUGAAAGUCAACCAUGGGCUGAUGGAGCGAGAUCAGAAUAUUGGAACGAAACUCCUCCCACCCCAUCAGCACACAAGUUUUGCCACCAUGCUCGAAUCCAUAGUUCAACAACUCGCGGGAAAUGUGAAAGGUGCCAGAAUGGACGCAUAUUUGAUGCUGGCGGGAUCACUGAAGGCUACAGGAAAUGUUCCGGAUCCAAAGGCGCUGAAAGAUAAGAUGGGCCUCCUCCUCCAGUUUAUAUCGCGCGACAUGCAGCAGAAAAAUGAAUCCGGAAGAUUUGAUGCGCCGCUAGUGAUCAAUAGCAUCAUCCUUCUGUCCACCUUCUUGCAGCUGCCUACGAUUGGAGAGAGCCUCAACCAAGAAUUCGCAGUGUUCGUUGUGGAUCACGCUAUCAAGGUGUUCGAGGAUCCUCAGACGUCGAAAGAUAUUGUGAAGCAUUUGAUGUUUGCUGUGUCACAGCAAAAGUUCCCACCAAAGGUUAUGAACGCGGAGAGAGUCGGCAAGCUUAUCACUGCACUCUACAACAUCGAGAAUCUCGUCAAAGGCAAGAGUAUUGUGAUGGGAAGAUUGAAUAUUUACAGAUCACUUGUACGGCAGUCUCGUGCCUUCAUGAUUACAAACACACUAUGGCUUGAAAACUUGUUCAUCGACAUGCUGAGCACCUUGAAGGAAUUACGCAAUCUAGCUAUCUUAUUCGGUCUCGAGGCGUCUCUUAACCUCGGUAGCGAGUUUAAAGUCUCUCGUGCCUUUUCGUCGUUAUUUGAUCAGAAGCGCGGCGAUGACGAUCUGAAGUUUGCCCAAUUCUACGCCGACAAGCUCAAAUCAGCAUUCUCCGCCAAAGAGGACACCACACACAUCCCCCAGAUAUGGAGUGUUAUUAUGCUUUUUCUCCGAGGCAAGCCGAAGCAGAUAGAACACUGGCCGCACAGUUUUCUAUAUACCACCAUUCUCCAACAGUGCUUGAAUUCAAGUGAUCACCACACAAGGAUUGAAGCAAAUUAUGCUUGGAAUCGCUACGUUUUCGCGGUCAAUCCGACCGACACCACCUCGAAAGCUACGAUAAGACUGCUCGUUCAACCCCUUAUCUCCCAACUCAAACUCCGCAAAUCAACCCUCACCAGAAAAUCGGUCUUGGGGAGUGUCUGCAACCUACUCUACUACGCAUUGAAGCCAUCUUCUUCACCAGCACAACUGGAAUUCUCCUGGGAGACUUAUGUGGUACCAUUAGUCGGACAAAGUCUUACCUCUGCCGACUCCGUUCAAAGCCCCAGCUAUGCACGACGAGAUCUUCUGGAUGCAUGUUCCAUAUUGCAAAACCUCUUUGAUUCGUCCUUUCAGCGGCCCUGGAUUGCCUCAAAGGCGUUGACCAAUUUCCAACAAAAUGGUGUGAGCCCAAGAGAGCUUCCUGCCCUGGAACCCAAAUGGAUUCGAAAAAGUUCUAGCUUGAUCUAUCCAAUCCUCGUCCCAAUACUAGAAAAAUUGUUCUGGGAUUUGGGUCACGAAUCUGAGGUUCGUAGUCUUUGGAAGACGUACAAUAACUCCAUAUCAGCUCCAGCUGUGAUGGAAGUAACUGUGCAUAACGAUACGAUGGCCUCGGUCGCUUCAAUUUUUGGGUUACUUCACAAAAUUUGGCGGACGGGUCCUAAGAAUAUUCCAGCUUUGCCUGUUGAAGAAUGUUCAAGUGAAAAUUUCUUGAAAUGUUUCCAAGCAUUAGUUGUCACAACGACAGAGGCCCUCGGUAUACGACCUUUCAUUCAACGGCAGCUUUGCAUUGGAACUCACGACGUUUUCACUCCCGUGGCCACUCCAUCACAACGACCCAACAAGUUAAAAGGCGAAAUUAGAACCCCUCUUGAGCACUUAAUCCUCCUUUUAGCAUAUGAAUCCCCCAACCUCGAAUAUGAUGCGACAUUCUACCAACUCGCUCAAACCAUCCUUUCCCCAUUCUUCUUGGCGGAGGAACUGAACCGUUGUAGAUCUAUCGAGGUUGCCAAAGAUUUGAUUGCACUCUUGCCACCUGGGGACACGCCUAGUUCCAAGAUUCUUUGGAACGUCCUGGCGGAUUUUACGACGAAAGCUGUGGAUUUGAAAGUUUCGCAAAGGAACGGCGACAGCCUUGAUCAACCCAUCGGUGCCGACUACCGAAACGCAGUAAAAGUUUUAGAUUUCGGGAUCAUUCUAUCACCAGAAGAACCUUUGCCAGGCUGGAGUACACUCUUCGAGGCCCUAGUAACAUCGGUCGUCCUCGACGCCGGUGUCGCUGGGAAAGCGAUUGCGGUCUUGGAGCCAGUGGCAAGGUGUUUCAUGUUACCAAAUUCCCAACCACAUCGCUCGUCGCCUCUCAGCGGGCUGUCCUAUUGUCGCUUACUCCUUUCUCAUGCAGAAUAUCCAAAGGACCGACAGGCCGUAGAGGCAGGGAAAAGACGACUAUGGGGCGUCACCGGUAGUGGCUCCAAGGGGCUAUCCUGGGAUCCUUUUACCUACUUUUAUGAUUAUAUCAAGACGAUGAUGGGGGCCACUUUUGAGGAUUUCGGUGCCCGUUACAUCCGCGAAUACUCUGAGAUGGUUAAAUUAUUAAACAAAUUUGUCUCCUCAUGCCCGACUGAGUUACUGCUGGGAAUGCUAGUCAAAAUUCAGACAGCAAUUGUACCGUGGAUCCAAGAUUCCGACAGUCAGGUCAAAGGAAGCAAUGCUUUAGGAAAAGAGGUAAGCAGCCAUCUCCCGUCUAGAUCUCCUCUUAACUCCAUUCAGACUACCAACUUUUGGAACACCAUUUGUAGCUUUUUCGUGUCGCUUGAAGCAAUCCAUGGUUGCAACAUGGUUCUUUCCGAUCUCGAGCUUCUCAUCUGCGCGGGCCUUGAAAGCUCCCAUAAAUCAAUUGCCAGCCGAUCGAUCACGAUGUGGAACACCACCUUUGGCACUUCCGAAGAGGUUUUCCAUUACCCUAGCCAGGUCCAAAGUGCUCUCCUUCGUUUACGCCCGCUUGCUGACAUUCAACUCCCGUUUCUCCCCGAGAGCGUGCUCACUGAAGAGCUUAUCGACGAAGGGCAACUUCCAUUACAAUUUACCGAAUCGCAGGACGACAGCUUUCUCCCUACCAACAGCAUGUUCUCGAUACUCAAUGAGCAUCGUAUGCCGCAGAAACACGUCUCGCCCACCCUCAACUCCUCUCCCGGGACAAGAGCAUGUCGCGAGACAACACCUGAAGUGGUAAUCUCGAUCGAAUCUUCAGCCAGCCGGAAACGGUCACGCGACAGCGCUUUGGGUAGCAAGGGGAGGAAGUCAAGAAAAAGGCAAAGUACCCCCAGGUUGCGACAUGACGACUCUCAGGUUCAGUUCCAGGCUGUUGAUAAUUCUUCCCCAGUCCUCGAGGGAGGCGUAUCGCAGAUUCUCACCAAAAGACAACUUGAAGUUAAAGAACGGCAAGUCGCUGAAGCUGCGAUGUUUCCCGACUUGCGUUCUAGUCCUCGUAAAAAGACAGUUACAGCGACAACCAGCCCAGAACCAGAACUUCCAUCUCGGCGUUCACUGUCGAAGACUCGAAUUCAAACCCCUGUCGAAAGAGAGACUCAGCGGCAGCUUACACCGGUUCCGCUUCCCGCGAGUGAGGAUGACAAUUUCAUCGUGUCUUCACCAACUCCCAAAAGAUCCGCCCAGCCCGUGGAUCUUUUGGGCUUACCUUCGUCCCCUCCUGUUUCUCCUACCUCACCUAUCACCAAUAACGCAUUUCCAACUAUUGAGAUCGAAACUGUCUACGAACAAGAUUUGCCUUCAUCACCACCGCGAGGGGAAGUUUUGCAAUCGGCGGACUAUCCUUCAGCUCAGGUAGACCCUCAUGCCUUUCAGAAUCCUACUACGACUUCCACUUUUGGCACGUCCAUCUCAGGUGUUCAAAGCCCACCUAAAACGACAUCGCAUAUGCGAGAAGGAAGCGAAGAAGUCCGCUCCGACCUCGAUCCAAGCGCUUUCCCUUCAACUGACCAACUACCCGCUUCAAGUACGGGCGGCGAUGUUCCUAAAGCCACCCCAACUCCUAGCAAGCAGAGAUCGGUAGUUGCUCCAUCGACCCCACCCAGAACGCGGGCUUCUAAAAUAGUACGACAACUUGCUAGCUCCCCGCUCUUCGUUGACGCAAGAUCCAGUCCGCCUUCAUCGGAUCAUGAUACCGCAAAUGAAGACAUAUUCGAAGAUGCAGUUUCAUCACCGCGAUUGAUUGUUAACAAACGAAAAUCGAGUCGCAUAUCUCCAACGAUGUCCGAUGUCGAUAGCGCGAGCAUGAACGAUUCUAGCAUAUUAAGAAUGAUGGAAGAUUUUGACGAGUCAUCAGAGCUACCUGCAAGCGAAACACCUGCUAAAGAUAACAUAACCCGUCGCCGCUCGUUACGCAGCUCUUCCACCAAACCUGCCACUCGUGCUAAGGGUAAUAAUUUACAACCCAGUAGUUCAAUACGCAAAGCAGCUUUGAAAAAUGCAACAGCAACCAAGAUGCCCGACGUACCGUCAGAGAAACUCCAAUCAGAAGCACUCUCCCCUCACGAACCACAGUCACCGACCGCUUUCGAGGUUCCAGAGACACCUGUCCCAAAGCCUGUUGGUCGUCCGGAAAAGCCACUUGACAUCGGUCACGAUCUUCACGCUGGAGAUACAAUCGUUGUCGACACAUCAUCCCUCGAAUAUGCUUAUCGCCCUGUCGUAUUCAAAAAGAGAAGACGCGAAGACGAUGAAAUAGAUGGAGGCUCGGUUUCAGGUACUACUUUGAAGAAAAGAUCGCCAAAGAAACGUAGAGGCCGGCCCAAGAGGUCGGCAGAAGCACCAUCUCAGGAACCCGAAAGCAACUUCGAAGGUGAACGGAGCCAAAGUAUCGUGUCAUCUUUUGCCAUUGAUGCUAGUCCGGAGCCGCCGCAUACCCCCAUGAUCCAGCAUACCAACGUCAAGGAUGAAAACCGUCAAAUCGAUGUUACGCAUGAGCAACCUGAUACAACGAGUGUGCUCAAUUCCACAGUAUCCACCGCACCUGAGAGCCCUGGAAUGCAACCCGACGUCUCCAUGGCGCCACGGUCUCCAGAACCACAGGCCAUGGAGGAUGUGGCAGUUAAUGAGGAUAAUGCCAUAAAUGAACCAAUUAUUGCAGACAAUGCAUUGGUGGCUUCAGAGAAUAUCAUGUCAGUCAACGAAGUACCGAGCACAGCCAGCAAUGAGGCAGCAGAGGCUUCCAGCGCGCCUACAAGUCAACAAGCUCUCGACAACGAACCUCCUAUCGCGACGAACCCAGAAGAAUCAAUGUCAGCUUUCCAGUCAAUCAAGGCCAGGAUGCAGAGUGUGAUCAGCGGACUGGGACUUGCCUCUUUCUCCACCGCUCAAGUCAGCGACAUUGAAGAUAUGUUUAUGGAUGCGAAACACCUGUUGUAUGGGGCUGGAAAGCGAGGACGUACAGAAAGAUCAGAAUGA